UUGGAAUUUUAAAUAGUAACUUUUUGUAUUUUUUUUUAUAUUCUGUUAUUCCAUGAUUCGUGAUGAGCGGUUUAUUCUUUUGAUCUACUCGUCAAUCCAUUAUUCGAACUCCCUGCUGUUUUCAAAAUUUUAUAAAAUUUAAAUAAUUAUUUAAUUUUAGAGAAUAAACAAUGGUUGAAAUCGCUAGAAGUCAACACUGAUGGAGUUGUUAUUGGGCAAGCUCAAACCUCUGUCAAUAACGAUUUAUUUGGAAUUUAUACUGGGAAUAUGACGGAUGGUUCUACAAUUCAAAAUUUUGACACCAACAAUGCUGAUUCUGACAAUGCUGAAAACGAUAAUACUGAUUUACAAAAUGGAGAUACUGAUAACACAAACUGUGACAACACUCUCAAUAAUAAUGCUGACAUUAACAAUACUGAUACUGACGAUAUAAACUGUGACAAAAUGGACAUUAAUAAUACUGAUACUGAAAUUGUAGACUGUAGCAAUACUUAUACUAAUAAUAAUGCUGACAUUAAAAGUACUGAUACUGAUAUUCCAGACAUUGAGAAAACUUUUAAUAACAAUCCUGAUACCGGCAUUGUAGACUGUGACAAAACUUAUGAUAAUGAUAAUAAUACUGACAUCAAAAAUACUGAUACUUAUACUAAAGACUGUGACAAAUCAUGCACUGAUAAUACUAAUAUUAAUGACGGUAAUACUACCAUAACUGACAACACUACUGAUCCUGAUAUCAAUACUACAGGUGAUAAUCACACUAAUACUGAUAAGACGAACUACGAUAACACUGAUAAUAACAAUAUUUAUAUUAACAAUACUAAUAAUAACUCAACUGACUACAUCGAACCUACAAAUAAUACUACCAAUUUUAAUUUAAACGCAACAAUUAAUACUACUAUUGAUAACGAGACUAAUAAGAACCAAACCAAUGAUGAUAGUCUUGCAUCUACGUUAAAUUCAAGUAAUACUCAAGUUGAAAUAUUAUCACAAAGCGGAGUGUUUGUUUCGACUGAAUCCUAUGAAGAAAUGGUUAAAAUCACGAGUAACCCUAGAAAACUCACAAGACUUGUUUUAAAAUCUGUAUUUGGGAAUGAGUUGCAAGUAAUGAGCAUAACUGGUCGGGGCAAAGGUGUUACGAAAGCUAUUCCACCGAAAAUUUUAAAAGCAUGUCAAAAAUUUGUGAAGCUUCAAACCUCACCCAAAGAAUGGAUAGGUCAUGAAGCAUUUCAAGUUUGUGUGACACAAAUGUGUAAUACUCUCAGUCAUCCUAAGAGAGAUAAGAAGGAUGAAUGAAGUUUUAUGUGAUGUGAAAAAUAUGGUUAAUUAUGUUGUAAAAAAAUAAAAUAU
Messenger RNA from Microplitis mediator, 1347 nucleotides. Its product is annotated as myb-like protein D. The record is from RefSeq and is a predicted model, not a curated record. Lineage: Eukaryota; Metazoa; Arthropoda; Insecta; Hymenoptera; Braconidae. The coding region runs from base 268 to 1293 and encodes 341 amino acids. The transcript is spliced from 2 exons.